AUAUGAUAAUUUUGGUGGGCGAAGUCCAUAUAGCAAAAUCGUGUACGGUAAGAAAUGAGAAAGACAGCUGCUUAGCUUUAGCAGUAGUUGUUGCAGUUCGUUAUCCUUAAACCACUCGCCGGAAAACGACCAUCGGCGUCGGACCUCCGAAACUCUCCGACGGCGGCGGAUGGCGACGAUAGCAGGGACACCAUGGGUGAGGAUUAAGGCCUUCCCGAUGCUGAAUCCUCCAAUUCUACAUCGCUCAAAUUUGUAUUUUGGGGAGAGAUGCAUCCCAAAAUUUCGAAGGAGUUUCUCGGUGUCGGCUUCUGUAGAUAAGGUCGAUGGAGGAGAAGUUCGAGUCCGUUUUGCUCCUUCGCCUACUGGAAAUCUUCAUGUUGGUGGAGCAAGAACUGCCCUCUUCAAUUACUUGUUUGCUAGGGCCAAUGGUGGAAAGUUUGUUCUGAGAAUUGAAGAUACUGACUUGGAAAGGUCCACUCGACAAUCUGAAGAGGCCGUGUUGAAAGAUCUUUCUUGGCUUGGUCUCGAUUGGGAUGAAGGCCCAAAUGCUGGUGGAGAAUAUGGUCCUUACCGACAAUCAGAAAGAAAUGCUCUAUACAAACAGUAUGCGGAGAAGCUUUUAGAAUCUGGUCAAGUAUAUCGCUGCUUUUGUUCAAAUGAGGAACUAGAAAGAAUGAAGGAAGUCGCAAAGCUGAAGCAACUGCCUCCUGUAUACAUGGGAAAGUGGGCCAGUGCUACUAAUGAAGAAGUACGGGAAGAAUUGGAAAAGGGUACCCCUUACACGUACCGAUUUCGCGUGCCUCAAGAAGGAAGUUUGAAAAUCAAUGAUCUCAUACGAGGGGAAGUUAGUUGGAACUUGGAUACACUUGGAGAUUUUGUAAUUAUGAGGAGCAAUGGGCAACCUGUCUAUAAUUUUUGUGUCACUGUUGAUGAUGCUACCAUGGCUAUCUCACAUGUCAUAAGAGCAGAGGAACAUUUACCGAACACUCUUAGGCAGGCGCUGAUAUAUAAGGCUCUUGGUUUCCCAAUGCCUUACUUUGCACAUGUUUCCUUAAUUCUUGCACCUGAUCGUAGUAAACUGUCAAAACGACAUGGUGCGACUUCAGUUGGUCAGUUCAGGGAGAUGGGAUAUCUGCCCGAGGCUAUGGUUAACUACUUGGCUCUAUUAGGUUGGGGGGAUGGUACUGAGAAUGAGUUUUUUACUCUCGAACAACUUGUGGAAAAGUUUUCGAUUAGCCGUGUGAACAAAAGUGGUGCUGUUUUUGAUUCUACUAAGUUAAGGUGGAUGAAUGGUCAGCAUUUGAGAGCCCUUCCAUCUGAGGAAUUGACCAAGCUUAUUGGUGAGCGCUGGAAGAGCACGGGUAUCCUGACAGAAUCAGAGGGACCAUUUAUUGAGGAAUCAGUUCAGCUGCUCAAAGAUGCAAUUGAUUUGGUAACUGAUGCUGACAAGGCGCUCUCAAACCUUCUGUCCUAUCCUCUACACACUACUCUGACAAGUUCCGAAGCUAAGCCUCUUGUAGAGGAUAAGCUUUCUGAAUUUUCAGCCAGCCUCAUAGCUGCAUAUGAUAGUGGCGAAAUCCUUAAUGCGCUUGAAGAAGGCCCUUCUGGUUGGCAGAAGUGGGUGAAAAAUUUUGGGAAGUCAUUGAAACGCAAGGGAAAAUCACUUUUCAUGCCACUCCGGUUGUUGCUCACUGGGAAAAUCCAUGGCCCUGAUAUGGGAACUAGUGUCGUCUUACUUCAUAAAGCGAGAUCGUCCGGCGUCGUUGCUCCUCAAGCCGGGUUUGUGCCACUGACUGACAGGUUUGAAAUUCUUAGACAAAUUGACUGGGAUGCAGUGACCAAGGAUAGCCCUCUAUUAGAGUCAUCUGCACCUGCGGCGGCCGUCCCCAACUGAGUUUUUUUUCUUUUUCUUUACAGUUUUGAUCGGCUUUUCAUUGAAAUAUGUCAUUAUAAAUUAUUCUUCGGUCUGAAUAAUUUAUAACCUUUUGUUAUUGUAAUUAUGAGAAAUGAUUAACAGAUGAGAUAUACUAUCUAUUUUGUAUGGUAGCAUCCAAUUUUCGGUUGAGUGUGUACAAUGCUGAUUCGUGUCUGGAAUACCAAGGAUGUAUUGAGUUUGAAAAGGAUAUGAAUUUAUUAGGGGUUUUUGUAUGGAUAAACCCAAAUUAGGGGA
This is a messenger RNA of Benincasa hispida (wax gourd), 2170 nucleotides long. It is a transcript of the gene ERS, whose product is annotated as glutamate tRNA synthetase. Gene Ontology annotation, cellular component: mitochondrion. Lineage: Eukaryota; Viridiplantae; Streptophyta; Magnoliopsida; Cucurbitales; Cucurbitaceae. The record is from RefSeq and is a predicted model, not a curated record. Gene Ontology annotation, molecular function: ATP binding; glutamate-tRNA ligase activity; zinc ion binding. Gene Ontology annotation, biological process: glutamyl-tRNA aminoacylation.